AUGUCUGUAAAAAUCUUCAUCGCGUUCACCAUUGUAUCGAUCAGCUCGAUGUUUCCGAAUAAUGCGUUUAUGAACGCUCAUGAGUAUUUCUACUACAAAUUGCGAAAUGUCACACACGACGAGGAUCCGACGAACACCACUAGCACAUGGUUUAUUAAGCGACAAAUCCGCGAAGAGGCUCCAACCGAACUGCAGGCGAAUUUCGAGGCGUAUCUAACCGUGUACGGCUCCAUCGCAUGCGUUUUAGGCUCGAUUCUGAACGUUUUCGCGACGAAAAGCUUGUCUAACUCGACUCGAAUGGUAUGGGGACACUUGUUGGUCGUCGUUGUCUUCAUUCCGACAAUUGCGUUGACUUUUAUCAAUUUCGAUGAUGAUCAAUCGUUUUUCUUCAAUUUAUCCAUGGGACUGAUAUCGAUUGCGUGCUUCGGAUCACUGGGAAUGAUGGCUGGCGGUGUGCUGGGAUUGUCUGCGUUGUUUCCGUCGAAAUAUACGCAAGCCGUGAUGAUUGGCCAAUCGUUCGCUGGCGUGCUCGCCGCCCUAAUGUCAAUCCUAUGCCAAGCAGUAACAUCGGAUGUCAUUCUGAACGGUCGGCUAUACUUCGGAUUCAGUCUCCUGAUGUGUUUCAUUAGUCUCGCCACGUAUUACUAUCUGACGACGUUGACGCCUCCAAUUGAGCUAGAAGACGUCGAUGGAUUGAUUGAAAAUGAAGACGUACAAGGGUUCGAUGAUGGGGAUAAUGAAGUGAGCAUUGAGACACAGGCUAGCCAUUUUCCACCCAUUGAUUCGGAGAUUUCAAGUGAAAAUCAUGAAGAAAGUGCUCAGAAUUGGACAAUGUAUACGGAUAUUAUUAAGAAGUCUGCCAUCGAUCUAACCACCAUCUCUGUCGUCCUCAUCGUCACACUGGCCGCCUAUCCUGGAUUGACGAGUCUCGUACACUCGACUUCUCGGAAUCAUACGUGGAAUUCCUACUUCUCUGCGGUCGCCUCGUUUCUCCUCUACAAUUGUGGUGAUUUGAUCGGUCGAUCCAGCGCGAAUUCGCUUCGAUUGCCCCGAAAAUAUCUCCUCUGCAUCGCAUUUCUUCGAUUCCUUCUGAUUCCAAUGAUUGCAAUGUGCAACGUGGCACCGAGAGCCCAUACUCAUGCCAUGAUCCCAUAUGAUGGUGUAUUCAUCCUUCUGGUCAUUCUCCUAUCGAUUUCACACGGAUUCUGUAUUACGAAUGCGACGAUUGGAGCCACGAUGUCCAUCGAAAAGGAAAGCCGCGAAUUGGCUGGAAGUAUCAUCUCGCUGAUCGGAGUGACCGCGGCGAUGAUGGGCGGAGUCUUCGGCGUUUUGAUCAUUAAAUUGAUUUGA
Molecule: messenger RNA, 1350 nt
Organism: Caenorhabditis briggsae
Lineage: Eukaryota; Metazoa; Nematoda; Chromadorea; Rhabditida; Rhabditidae
Exons: 8
Coding region: 1-1350 (449 amino acids)
Biological process (GO): nucleoside transmembrane transport
Cellular component (GO): plasma membrane
Molecular function (GO): nucleoside transmembrane transporter activity
Source: RefSeq, a predicted model, not a curated record